Molecule: messenger RNA, 814 nt
Organism: Prinia subflava (tawny-flanked prinia)
Lineage: Eukaryota; Metazoa; Chordata; Aves; Passeriformes; Cisticolidae
Product: C-X-C motif chemokine 3-like
Exons: 4
Coding region: 221-673 (150 amino acids)
Biological process (GO): immune response; defense response; chemotaxis
Cellular component (GO): extracellular region
Molecular function (GO): chemokine activity
Source: RefSeq, a predicted model, not a curated record
UUGAGGAGGUGGCCAUGGCAUUUUCUGCUUUUUUUGGCGGGGAGGCAGCACGGGCCACGUGCAGCAGGGGGAAGCGACGGCGCGGAAGUUGAGGCGUGGGGCUGCCCCUCUUUCCCUCCCCUCUGGCCUUCCCAGCCCCGAAGGGGGAGUGUGAAAUCCCCCCUGGGCUGAGGGGCUGGCUAUAAAACAGCCCUGGCCUGGCUCGGGGUGGGCGGCGAGGAUGCGGCUGCUGCCGGCGGGGCUGGCCCUGCUGCUGCUGCUGCUCCUGAGCAGCUCGGUGCCGGGGGGCGGUGUGUCACUGGAGAGCCUGCUGACCAACAUGAGGUGCAAGUGCAUCAAAUCCACCGCCCACGUCAUCAACCUGGGGCUGAUCCUCACCAUCGACGUUACCCCGCCGGGCAUUCACUGCAGGAGGAAGGAGGUCAUCCUCACCCUGAAGAAGAACAGGCGGGUGUGCGUGACCCCCGAGGCGCCCUGGAUCCAGCUGCUCAUCCACAAGCUGAUGCAGAGCAGGAACAGCACCAAAAAAGCGUUGCCACGGCCGCGGCGGGAAGCACCGUGCUGCCAGACCCCUUGGAGACCCCGCACCCCACCCCUCCCACCAUCCAGAUCCAAGGAAUCCACGCUUACGACUCCCUCGUGGGACAGCAGUGACACAGCCCCCCUGCCCUGAGGCACGCUGGGUUCAGUGGCAUAGCACUGACGCUUCCUCUGCUCGCUGGGUUUUGGCAGGGGCAGGAGCCUUUCCCUGCCAUUUCCCCGCCAUUCCCCGCUGUUUCCCGCACCCAACCGCAGCCCGUCCCGGUGCCACCAA